Molecule: messenger RNA, 1173 nt
Organism: Vicia faba (fava bean)
Lineage: Eukaryota; Viridiplantae; Streptophyta; Magnoliopsida; Fabales; Fabaceae
Source: the annotation of a GenBank genome assembly
AUGGAAAGUGAAAAAGAUAACUCAUUCUGCAAACAAAUCCCCGAUCUCUUUUCUUCCUUCGUCGACACUUUCGUUGACUUUUCAGUCAGCGGCCUCUUCCUCCUCCCACCGCCGUCAUCUCCGCCGCCUCCGCCUCCCACUCGUCUCCCCUCCCCGCAACGUCUCAUCGCCAUCGGCGACCUCCACGGCGACCUCAAGAAAUCCAAAGAAGCUCUCCGCAUCGCCGGCCUCAUCGACGCAUCCGACCGCUACACCGGCGGCUCAGCCACUGUGAUCCAAGUCGGCGACAUCAUGGACCGCGGCGGCGACGAGAUCAAAGUCAUUUACCUGAUGGAAAAACUGAAACGCGAAGCGGCGCGUUACGGCGGGAGAAUCGUUACCAUGAAUGGUAACCACGAGAUCAUGAACGUGGAAGGUGAUUUCCGGUUCGCGACGAGAAGCGGUGUUAAAGAGUUUAGGGUUUGGUUGUAUUGGUUCCGUGAAGGUAACAAAAUGAAGAGCCUCUGCAAGCGUUUGGAGCCGGUUAAAGAUCCGUUAGACGGUGUUCGCGUCACGUUUCGUGGCGUGAGGAAGAAGUAUCACGACGGGUUUAGGGCUAGGGUUGCGGCGUUGAGGCCGAACGGUCCGAUUUCGAGAAGAUUCUUUUCGCAGAAUGUUACUGUUUUGGUUGUUGGAGAUUCGAUUUUUGUUCAUGGUGGUUUGUUGCAAGAGCAUGUUGAUUAUGGUUUGGAGAAGAUUAAUAGGGAAGUUAGUGAUUGGUUUAAGGGUUUGUAUGGUCGGUUUUCGCCACAGCAUUGCCGUGGGAAGAAUGCAGUUGUUUGGUUAAGGAAAUUCUCGGAUGGGAAUUGCGAUUGUUCGAGUCUUGAGCAUGUUUUGUCGACGGUUCCGGGUGUUAAGAGGAUGAUUAUGGGGCAUACGAUUCAGACGGGAGGGAUUAACGGUGUUUGUGGAAACAAGGCUAUUCGAAUCGAUGUUGGUAUGUCGAAAGGGUGUGGUGGUGGUUUGCCUGAGGUUUUGGAGAUUGAUAGGAUUGCAGGGGUUAGGAUAUUGACAUCGAAUACUUUGUAUCAGGGUAUUCAAGAAAAUGUUGAUGUUAUGAUGGAGGAAGAAGGGCUUGGGAUGUUGGUUAAUAAGCAACAUGAUAGACCUAGGCAAGUGGAAGUGAAGGCUUAA